This is a messenger RNA of Stegostoma tigrinum, 850 nucleotides long. RefSeq names its product RNA polymerase II subunit D (gene polr2d). The transcript is spliced from 4 exons. Lineage: Eukaryota; Metazoa; Chordata; Chondrichthyes; Orectolobiformes; Stegostomatidae. Bases 38 to 466 code for a protein of 142 amino acids. Gene Ontology annotation, molecular function: translation initiation factor binding; nucleotide binding. The record is from RefSeq and is a predicted model, not a curated record. Gene Ontology annotation, biological process: mRNA export from nucleus in response to heat stress; nuclear-transcribed mRNA catabolic process, deadenylation-dependent decay; transcription initiation at RNA polymerase II promoter. Gene Ontology annotation, cellular component: P-body; RNA polymerase II, core complex.
CUGGUCUGGUCUUGUUCCGGGUCAGUGAGGACUUGCAAUGGCGGCCUGUGGUAGUGAGGCCCGGGUCGGCGAUGUGGAGGAGGACGCUUCCCAGCUGGUGUUCCCGAAAGAGUUUGAAAGCUCAGAGACCCUGUUAAACUCUGAGGUCCACAUGUUGCUGGAGCACCGGAAGCAGCAGAACGAAAGUGCAGAAGAUGAGCAGGAGCUCUCUGAAGUGUUUAUGAAAACGUUAAACUAUACAGCCAGAUUCAGCCGCUUCAAAAAUAGGGAGACCAUUGCCAGUGUUAGGAGUCUGCUAUUACAGAAGAAAUUACACAAAUUUGAGCUAGCCAGUUUGGCCAAUCUGUGUCCUGAGACAGCUGAGGAGGCCAAAGCCCUCAUUCCCAGCUUGGAGGGUCGAUUUGAGGAUGAGGAGCUCCAACAAAUCCUUGACGACAUUCAGACCAAGCGAAGCUUUCAGUAUUGAUUCCAAUAUCUGCUAAAGCCCAGCUCUUCCUGAUGCUAAUCCACUGAACAAUGGUGCUGGUGCUUCUCUCUGAUGUGAACUGAUUGUACAGAGAGUGGAGGUGCCGACCCUAUAGGCUGAAGCAAACCAAAUGCACUGAAUGUGACUGUGAACCCUUGGACUAGUCCUAAAUCCAGAGCUGUUUAGUAACAUGUUACUUGACACCUAAGAGUACAAAGACGCUCUGGGGUCACAGAAUAGGAAUAUUGCCUGUUUUUGUUUCAAUCUGAUGUCUUUGACUGUGUUUUGUUUUCCCUUCCAUUCUGAUAAAUCCUGUAACUAAUUCUGAUGGGAUAUUAGCCCCACGUUGUUUUAUUAAAGUGAAGACCCAUAUGUUGGAUCCUA